ACGUAGUGUUAUUGUAAUUUAAUUUUAUCAUAAAUCUUUUAGUAGUGUAACAAAGGAGUAAGAACGUAAUCAAAGCUGAUCAAUUCUUCCUUUCACUGUUAGCAUAACAUCAACUUGGCAGAACAAAGAGAGAACUUGAAGGCUUGAAAGCAGGUAGGACAGUCUCUAGAUUUCAGGAUGUCAGACGCAUUAAUGGAGGAGUUUGGUGCCGCAGCACCUUUUCUGCGCAAGUCUGACAAGGAGCGACUGGAGGCCCAGACUCGUCCUUUUGACAUGAAGCGGGAAUGCUUUGUGCCGGAUCCUGAAGUCGAGUAUGUCAAGGCCUCUAUCACCAGCCGAGAUGGAGACAAAGUCACUGUUGAUACAGAGUUUGGAAAGACUGUGACAGUGAAGGAGUGUGAUGUUCACCCUCAGAACCCGCCAAAGUUCGAUAAAAUUGAGGACAUGGCGAUGUUCACCUUCCUGCAUGAACCUGCCGUGCUGUUUAACCUCAAAGAGCGUUACGCAGCCUGGAUGAUCUAUACCUACUCAGGACUUUUCUGUGUAACUGUCAACCCCUACAAGUGGCUGCCAGUGUACAACCAGGAAGUUGUCGUUGCCUACAGAGGCAAGAAGAGGACUGAAGCUCCUCCUCACAUCUUCUCCAUUUCUGAUAAUGCCUACCAGUACAUGCUUUCAGACAGAGAGAACCAGUCAGUCCUUAUCACUGGAGAAUCUGGUGCAGGAAAGACUGUCAACACCAAGAGAGUCAUCCAGUACUUUGCUAGCAUUGCAGCAGCACCAGGAAAGAAAGAUGCAUCUUUGGAGAAAAAGGGUACCCUGGAGGAUCAAAUCAUCCAGUGUAACCCUGCACUGGAGGCCUUUGGUAAUGCCAAGACCAUCAGAAACGACAACUCAUCUCGUUUUGGUAAAUUCAUUCGUAUCCACUUUGGUGUCAGUGGAAAAUUGGCCUCUGCUGACAUUGAGACUUAUCUUCUAGAAAAGUCUCGUGUGACGUAUCAGCUCAAGGCUGAGAGAGACUACCACAUCUUCUAUCAGAUCCUGUCUCAAAGGAAACCAGAAUUGCUGGAAAUGUUGCUCAUCACCAACAACCCCUAUGACUAUGCCUACAUCUCCCAAGGAGAGACCCAAGUGGCAUCUAUUAAUGAUGCUGAUGAGCUUAUAGCUACUGACGAAGCUUUUGAUGUGCUGGGCUUUACCCAAGAAGAGAAGAAUGGUAUCUAUAAACUGACUGGUGCCAUCAUGCACUUUGGCAACAUGAAGUUCAAGCAAAAGCAGAGAGAGGAGCAGGCUGAGGCUGACGGCACUGAAGAUGCAGACAAAGUCGCAUAUCUGAUGGGCCUGAACUCUGCCGAUCUGCUGAAGGGUUUGUGCCACCCAAGAGUCAAAGUAGGAAAUGAGUGGGUCACCAAGGGACAGAAUGUCCAACAGGUGUACUAUGCAAUUGGUGCACUUUCAAAAUCAGUAUAUGAAAAGAUGUUCCUUUGGAUGGUUGUGAGAAUUAACCAAUCUCUGGACACCAAGCAGCCUCGCCAGUACUUCAUUGGUGUGCUGGAUAUCGCUGGAUUUGAGAUCUUUGAUUUCAACACCUUUGAGCAGCUGUGUAUCAACUUCACUAAUGAGAAGUUGCAGCAGUUUUUCAAUCACCACAUGUUUGUGCUGGAGCAAGAAGAAUACAAGAAAGAGGGUAUUGAGUGGGAGUUUAUUGACUUCGGCAUGGACUUGCAAGCUUGCAUUGAGCUUAUUGAAAAGCCCAUGGGUAUCAUGUCCAUCCUUGAAGAGGAGUGCAUGUUUCCCAAAGCCAGUGAUGCCACAUUCAAAGCUAAGCUUUACGACAAUCACUUGGGCAAAUCUAAUAAUUUCCAGAAACCCAGGAUUGUGAAGGGUAAACCAGAGGCUCACUUUGCCCUAGUUCAUUAUGCUGGCACUGUUGACUACAAUAUUAACAACUGGUUGGUGAAGAACAAGGAUCCACUCAAUGAAACUGUUGUGGGACUUUUCCAAAAGUCUACACUGAAGAUGUUGGGCUGUCUCUUUGCUGGUUAUGCUGGAGCUGACUCAGCUGCAGAAUCCGGUGGAAAGGGUGGCAAAGGUGCAAAAAAGAAGGGUUCUUCAUUCCAGACUGUGUCUGCUCUCCACCGCGAGAACCUGAACAAGUUGAUGACAAAUUUGAGGUCCACACACCCACACUUUGUCCGCUGCCUCAUCCCCAAUGAGACGAAGACUCCUGGGGCCAUGGAGAAUCCUCUUGUAAUGCACCAACUGCGCUGUAACGGUGUACUGGAAGGUAUCAGAAUCUGCAGAAAAGGCUUCCCCAACAGAAUCCUGUAUGGUGACUUUAGACAACGUUACCGUAUCCUGAAUCCUGCUGCUAUUCCUGAGGGGCAGUUUAUUGACAACAAGAAAGGUGCAGAGAAACUACUUGGCUCUCUGGACAUUGACCACAACCAGUAUAAACUGGGACACACAAAGGUGUUCUUCAAGGCUGGUCUUCUGGGUACUCUUGAGGAGAUGCGAGAUGAUCGCCUUGCACUCAUCCUUACUGGUAUUCAGGCCAGGGCUCGUGGACUUCUCUCAAGGAUUGAAUUUCAGAAGAUUGUUGAGAGAAGGGAUGCCUUGUUGGUAAUCCAGUGGAAUGUCCGUGCUUUCAUGGGUGUGAAGAAUUGGCCCUGGAUGAAGUUGUAUUUCAAGAUCAAACCUCUGUUGAAGUCAGCUGAGGCUGAGAAAGAAAUGGCCAACAUGAAAGAAGAAUUCACAAAGUUGAAGGAGGCCUAUGCUAAAUCUGAAGCCCGCAAGAAAGAAUUGGAAGAGAAAAUGGUUACUCUUCUUCAAGAGAAGAAUGACCUGCAGCUCCAAGUCCAAUCUGAACAAGAUAAUCUUUCUGAUGCUGAGGAGCGAUGUGAGGGUCUAAUUAAGAACAAGAUCCAACUUGAAGCUAAAUGCAAAGAGUUGACUGAAAGGCUGGAAGAUGAAGAGGAAAUGAAUGCUGAGUUGGUUGCAAAGAAGAGGAAGCUUGAGGAUGAAUGCUCUGAGCUGAAGAAAGACAUUGAUGAUCUGGAGCUUACCCUGGCCAAAGUAGAGAAAGAAAAGCAUGCCACUGAGAACAAGGUUAAAAACUUGACUGAGGAAAUGGCUGCUCUGGAUGAAAUCAUUGCCAAGCUGACCAAGGAGAAGAAAGCUCUCCAGGAAGCUCAUCAACAAACACUGGAUGAUCUGCAGAGUGAAGAGGACAAAGUCAACACUCUGACCAAAGCCAAAGCUAAAUUGGAGCAGCAAGUUGAUGACCUUGAGGGUUCUCUCGAGCAAGAAAAGAAAAUUCGAAUGGAUCUCGAACGAGCCAAGAGAAAACUUGAGGGUGACUUGAAGUUGACUCAAGAGAAUGUCAUGGACCUGGAAAAUGACAAGCAGCAAAUGGAGGAGAGGCUUAAGAAAAAAGACUUUGAGAUCAGCCAGCUGAAUAGUAAGAUUGAGGAUGAACAAGCAUUGGGAGCCCAACUCCAGAAGAAACUGAAGGAGUUGCAGGCUCGUAUUGAAGAGCUAGAAGAAGAGCUGGAGGCUGAGAGAGCAGCUCGUGCCAAGGUUGAGAAGCAAAGGGCAGAUUUGGCAAGAGAACUGGAGGAGAUCAGUGAGAGGCUGGAGGAGGCUGGUGGAGCCACUGCUGCCCAGAUUGAAAUGAACAAGAAGAGAGAGGCUGAGUUCCAGAAACUUCGUAGAGACCUUGAAGAGUCCACCCUGCAACAUGAGGCCACUGCUGCAACUCUAAGAAAGAAACAUGCUGAUAGUGUGGCAGAUCUGGGAGAACAGAUUGACAACCUUCAGAGAGUGAAGCAGAAGCUUGAGAAGGAGAAGAGUGAACUGAGACUGGAGCUGGAUGAUGUGGUCUCCAACAUGGAGCAGAUUGUUAAAUCCAAGGCAAACCUGGAGAAAAUGUGUAGAACCCUGGAGGACCAAAUGAGUGAAUUCCGAACCAAAGCCGAGGAAGGCCAGCGCACAAUCAAUGAUUUUUCAAUGCAGAAGGCAAAGCUUCAGACUGAAAAUGGUGAGCUUUCCAGACAACUGGAAGAAAAGGAUUCACUGGUCUCUCAGUUGACAAGAGGGAAACAAUCUUACACCCAGCAGGUUGAGGAUCUCAAGAGACAGCUGGAGGAGGAAAUCAAGGCCAAGAAUGCCCUGGCUCAUGCAGUGCAGUCGGCUCGUCAUGAUUCUGAUCUGCUCAGAGAGCAGUAUGAAGAGGAGCAGGAGGCUAAAGCUGAGCUACAGCGCAGUCUCUCCAAAGCAAACUCUGAGGUGGCUCAGUGGAGGACCAAGUAUGAAACUGAUGCCAUCCAGAGAACAGAAGAGCUGGAGGAUGCAAAGAAAAAACUUGCUCAGCGUCUGCAAGAAGCAGAAGAAGCUGUGGAAGCUGUAAAUGCCAAAUGUUCCUCUCUGGAAAAGACCAAACACAGACUGCAGAAUGAGAUUGAAGAUCUCAUGGUUGAUGUGGAAAGGUCCAAUGCUGCUGCUGCUGCUCUGGACAAGAGGCAAAGAAACUUUGACAAGGUCUUGGCUGAGUGGAAGCAAAAGUAUGAAGAGUCCCAGUCUGAGCUGGAAAGCUCUCAGAAAGAGGCUAGAUCUCUAAGUACUGAGCUCUUCAAACUGAAGAAUUCCUACGAGGAGUCGUUGGACCAUCUGGAGACCAUGAAGAGGGAGAACAAGAACUUGCAAGAGGAAAUUUCUGAUCUCACUGAACAACUUGGUGAAAGUGGAAAGAGCAUUCAUGAGCUGGAAAAAGCAAGGAAACAGUUGGAGCAGGAGAAGGCAGAGAUUCAAUCUGCUCUUGAGGAAGCAGAGGGAUCUCUUGAGCAUGAAGAGGGCAAAAUCCUUAGAUCUCAGUUGGAGUUCAACCAGGUGAAGGCUGACAUUGAACGUAAACUGGCUGAAAAGGAUGAGGAGAUGGAGCAGACCAAGAGGAACCAACAAAGAGUGGUGGACACCCUGCAAAGCUCUCUAGAGUCUGAGACUCGCAGCAGAAAUGAAGCUCUUAGAGUGAAGAAGAAGAUGGAGGGAGACUUAAAUGAGAUGGAGAUCCAGCUCAGCCAGGCUAACAGGCAGGCUGCAGAGGCCCAGAAACAGCUGAAGAAUCUCCAUGGACAUUUGAAGGAUUCUCAACUGCAGCUGGAUGAUGCUCUCCGUGCUAACGAUGAUCUCAAAGAGAACAUUGCUAUUGUGGAGAGACGCAACAAUCUGAUCCAGGCUGAACUGGAUGAACUGAGAUCCCUGGUAGAGCAGACCGAGAGAGGCCGCAAACUGGCUGAGCAAGAAUUGCUGGAUGUCAGUGAGAGGGUUCAGCUACUGCACUCUCAGAACACCAGCUUGCUGAACCAGAAGAAGAAAUUAGAGGGAGACACUUCUCAGCUUCAGACUGAGGUAGAGGAGGCUGUCCAAGAGUGCAGGAAUGCUGAGGAAAAAGCCAAAAAAGCCAUCACUGAUGCUGCCAUGAUGGCAGAAGAGCUGAAGAAGGAGCAGGACACCAGUGCUCACCUGGAGCGCAUGAAGAAGAACAUGGAGCAGACCAUUAAAGAUCUCCAGCACCGCCUGGAUGAAGCUGAGCAAAUCGCCAUGAAGGGUGGCAAGAAGCAGGUCCAGAAACUGGAAGCGAGGGUCAGAGAGCUGGAAAGCGAAGUAGAGCUGGAACAGAGGAAAGCCAGUGAAUCAGUUAAGGGCGUUCGUAAAUAUGAGCGCCGUAUUAAGGAGCUGACCUACCAGACUGAGGAGGAUCGUAAGAAUCUGGCCCGUCUGCAGGACCUAGUAGACAAACUACAGCUGAAAGUUAAGUCCUACAAGAGGGCUGCUGAGGAGGCUGAGGAGCAAGCUAAUGGCAAUCUUGGAAAGGUCCGCAAACUGCAACACGAGCUGGAUGAGGCUGAGGAAAGAGCUGAUAUUGCAGAAUCCCAAGUUAACAAGUUGAGAGCUAAGAGCCGUGACACUGGUUCUAAGGCAAGUAAUCAAAAAGGACAUGAUGAAGAGUGA
Molecule: messenger RNA, 6009 nt
Organism: Ictalurus furcatus (blue catfish)
Lineage: Eukaryota; Metazoa; Chordata; Actinopteri; Siluriformes; Ictaluridae
Product: myosin-7-like
Exons: 37
Coding region: 178-6009 (1943 amino acids)
Cellular component (GO): myosin complex
Molecular function (GO): actin filament binding; cytoskeletal motor activity; ATP binding
Source: RefSeq, a predicted model, not a curated record